Molecule: messenger RNA, 963 nt
Organism: Serinus canaria (Common canary)
Lineage: Eukaryota; Metazoa; Chordata; Aves; Passeriformes; Fringillidae
Gene: CDK5R2
Product: cyclin dependent kinase 5 regulatory subunit 2
Exons: 1
Coding region: 1-963 (320 amino acids)
Biological process (GO): positive regulation of cyclin-dependent protein serine/threonine kinase activity; activation of protein kinase activity; brain development
Cellular component (GO): cytoplasm; protein kinase 5 complex
Molecular function (GO): protein kinase binding; cyclin-dependent protein serine/threonine kinase activator activity
Source: RefSeq, a predicted model, not a curated record
AUGGGCACGGUGCUCUCCCUCUCCCCCGCCGCCUCCUCGGGCAAGGGCGGCGGCGGCGGGGGGCUGCUGGCCGAGAAGGCGCCGGGAAGGGUGCCGGGCAAGGGCGAGAGCCGGCUGAAGCGCCCCGGCGUGCUCAUCUCGGCGCUAACCUGGAAGCGGCUGGUGGCCGCCUCGGCCAAGAAGAAGAAAAGCACCAAGAAGGUGACGCCGAAGCCCGGCGGCGGGGCCCCGGGGGGAGGCCCGGGCCAGCCCGACCCGCUGGUGGUGCAGCGCAACCGCGAGAACUUGCGCAAGUCGGUGGUGGGGCCGGCCGACGGCGCCAAGCAGGGCCCGCUGGCCGUGCCGGUGCCCACUGUGCCCUCGGCGCCGCAGGAGCUGCACCCGGGCUCGGGCGGGGGAAAGCCGCCGCCGCCACCGCCGCCGGCGGGCAGCCGCCCCCCGGGAUCCCCGCGCCGCGUGGUGGUGCAGGCGUCCACCGGCGAGCUGCUGCGCUGCUUGGGGGACUUCGUGUGCCGCCGCUGCUACCGCCUGAAGGAGCUGAGCCCCGGCGAACUCAUCUCGUGGUUUCGCAGCGUGGACCGCUCGCUGCUGCUGCAGGGCUGGCAGGACCAGGGCUUCAUCACCCCGGCCAACCUGGUGUUCGUCUACCUGCUGUGCCGGGAAGCACUGCGGGGCGAAGACAUCGGGAGCCAGGCCGAGCUGCAGGCCGCCUUCCUCACCUGCCUCUAUCUCGCCUACUCCUACAUGGGCAACGAGAUCUCCUACCCGCUCAAGCCCUUCCUGGUGGAGGGAGACAAGGGGCGCUUCUGGGAGCGCUGCCUGGGCAUCAUCCAGCGCCUCAGCGCCAAGAUGCUGCGAAUCAACGCGGACCCGCACUACUUCACGCAACUCUUCCAGGACCUCAAGAGCGAGGGCGAGGGCGGAGACGGGUCCAAGCACUGGACGAUCAGCCUGGACCGUUAG